CAGUUUGUUUUUUUCAACAAAAAAUAGAGGGGUGUUACUGAAAUUUGAACCCUCACAAAGGGCAUUUGUGAUCUUUGAAAUCAACUCUAGAACCAAAGCACCCGUGAAGCAUUUUGUUCAAUGGGUGCUGGCAUAUAUUAUAUACCAAUUUUUCAGUAUUUUCUAUAUACAUAUAUAAAUUUCCAUCUGGGUUAAUGGGUGCUCGAGCACCCAAACCUCUAUACGUGGGUUCACCCCUGUUUCUAUGGACCGAAAUCAGGCGAAAACCCUAUUUCUUUGGUCCUUAUGCAAGGUUGCAGUGAAGGAACAAAUGAGCUUAUGGAUGAGCCAUGGCUUUUGGUGGCUUAAAGUGUGAUGAAGGACUUACUUUUGUCAUUUCAACAUGUGAAAUGUGAAAUGAAGGGAUCUAAUAUGGAAGAGUUAAAGCCAACUCUGGUUGCUUGUUUUGGAAAAAUUCUCUUUCAUGGGAUUUCUGCAAAUAGUCAAGAAUCCCUGAAAAGUAACCCAUUGGGUGAAACUACAUUGAGGCAAAUGAAAAAAUCUUUCUAUACGAAUGUUCCUCUUUCAUAUAUCAUAUAUGGAAUAUAUAGGAAAUCUUGCAGUUGAGAAACUUGGCUUAGAAUAUGUGGAGGAAAAGGAAUUAUACUACGUCAAGCUUUCAGACAACUUGCGCUCUGAUUCAACUGCCGCCUGCAAAUGUACGGUGAUCAAGGAUCAGGGGAAAAUUCAGCUCAAUAAGAGUGAGGUGAACCAAGUACACAACAUGGUUGCAGACAUGAGCUGUCUUGGCAAAAGCUUAGACUUGAGGUUGAUGUUACAUACCAAGAAAAUCAUUACGGCUUUAUCUCAUAUUUUAACUCCACUCCAGCGAACAAGGACCUUUUCCUGUGAUGAGGAGAUCAAUGGAAUUAACAAUCUUAUUGGUUCUGCCAUUUUGGACUCAGAAGUUAAGGGUGGGUUGAGAUGGCCCUUUGGCGAGGAUUCUUUAGGGAGUCAAUACGCUGUUAUCGAUGUCUGGCACACAACUGCAAAAUCAUAUGGGAAUUCGUCAAUUAGGUUUAAGCUUCGACAUCCAGAUUGAUUUGAUUUCAGAUCUUCAACUGGUGAGGUUGCACAGGAAGCUAGCCUGAAAAUGCCUGGGAUUGUAUCCCAACUGCAGGAGCAAACGAUUGACGAAAAGCUGGUGCUUAAAAUGCUUGAAGACAACUUGAGGUUAAUCUGGGAUCACUGUUUGUCUGAUGGUUCUUCAAGCUGACCAUGUUUCGUGGUCCUUUGCAAAAUAUCUGCAGAAACUGUUCGACUCACAAGCUAUGUUCGGUUGGUGAAGAAAGUUGACCUUUUGUAUUUUGUGUUGAUGGAAUGUAUAGAUGUAGAUAACUAAAUUAUUAAACCCAAAAUGUUGAAAUGUUUUUGCACUAUGUAGUUUGUGUAUGGAAUGAAAUGAAAUGAACCAAAGCCUCUGAUGUUAGCAACAUCAGUAGGAUCAAACUGUUGUGUAAUGGAUCGAACUUCUUAUUCAAAUGUACUGUUGAGUUCUCAC
Messenger RNA from Solanum tuberosum (potato), 1540 nucleotides. RefSeq lists its product as uncharacterized. Bases 554 to 1081 code for a protein of 175 amino acids. The record is from RefSeq and is a predicted model, not a curated record. NCBI's taxonomy places the organism in Eukaryota, Viridiplantae, Streptophyta, Magnoliopsida, Solanales, Solanaceae. The transcript is spliced from 8 exons.